UUCGGUGCGGGAGGGCCAGCCAGCCGCGCGGGCCGCGUGUGUUCUGUGUCGUCGUCGCCGCCGCCGACGCGGGGGCGUAAUUUUUUGCUCGUGCCUGUGUGCUGCGUGAGCACGCGUCCGACCCCGAAGAACUGCUUCUUCCUCCCUUUUGUUGUGCACCCUCCACCUCUUCGCUCGGCCGGAGCGGCAGCAGACACAGCGCCGGAGAGAAAGAGAGAGAAGGCGGCACACUUCCGCCGUUUUCCUUGCGCUCAGUGUGCGCACGGCCUCUCGACUGUGUGCGUGUGUUUCUGUGCGUGCAGCACUCCGGUGCUGCUGCAGAAUUCUCCGUGUCGCCGACGGUCGCAUUCCAACUUCCUCGGUUGGCCGUUGCGCCCUUCCAAGACGUGCGAGACGCGGUGCGUGUGUAUAUGUGUGAAAGAAAUCCUGCUUGCAGUGCGUGUGCCUCGGCGGUCGCUGCUGUGGAUUCCGCCGACGUUUUCCGUCGUCGUCUGCACUGUGCCGAUCCCGGCGAGCGGCGGCCGUCUGCUCUGGCUCCGGCCCGCUUGCCGUUUCGGUGAGGCGCUCGCCGCGCUUAUCGACCUUUUUCUCCUCUUACGGAUUACUUCCUUUCGUGUGUGUUUAUAUACAGCUCGUUGCAGUGUUUCGCAACUCCGUACGGAACUGCCGUUUUGAGCGCGUCUGGCCUCCCUUCGCCGCCGGCGACGGGUCUCCGUUUGUACACACACGCACCGUACGGUUACGAAAGCGCCGAAGCACGAGAAGGUGCGGUCGCCGCCUUCGCGCGCAGCUGGUUUCGCUGCUUGGGAAUGCGUACGUCGCUGCAGUCAGCUGUGGGGUCGGUGCUGCUCGUUGAGUCUUCGCGGUGGAGGAAAGGACGGCUCUCCUGCUGCUUCGACGAGUGUAGGCCUGCGUCUUGAGGCAACGAGAAAGUACUGUGCGAACGCUUUUCUCGCCCGCGACGGUUCGCUUUCUUGCGCGGCCCGCGUUCCUUUCCGUUUGCUGCUGGCCUCUGUGGGUCGCUCCGAAAGGCACCGAGGUCACGCCUAUAUCGAUUCCCGCGCGGUCCAGCAAGGGCGUGUGGAAACCGCGUGUGUAGCUUUCGCUGAGAGACCAUGAGCGCGCGUAAACAUCGACUAUCCAGUCUUAUGCAUGCUUUUCUGCGACUCUGUGAGUCUUUUAUCGUUGCUGAAGGAAAUAACAAUUUCUUGUCGAUUGGUGACAUCUUUGAGUGAUCGGGGAGACCACGAACGUCGAUCGCCUUGCUUUACUUUUCUCGCCGAUGUGUUAACGAAAAGAAGUUAUCAAUAGGGGUCUCGGGCUACUCCUACUUUGCCUUCUGGUAUUUGGAAACAGCCGCACGGGGUCAUCUUUCGUUGGGCGAGCGUGAAAUUGGCCCUGGAGGAGGGCGUGUUCAGUGUUUACCAACAGAUCAGGCUGCGAGAGCGAAGCCCUCGCGCUCUACGCUCCUUUCCCCUGUGGCCCUGUUACCAUGACAUCGUGCGGGCGGCGUGCUCCGAAUGUGGUUACCACGGCAACCAUGUCGCGAACGGCAUUUUGGGAUCGUUUCGGGCCAGGUGGCUCAUCCGCGUCGUCUGCUGUAACUCUCCGUUGAUAAUCGUCUGGCGUGCAUGGAAUUCAACCUGGCGCUGUGCGAGCUUCGUUGUCCCCGGUUUUGUUCGCUUAGGGCAAGGAAAGAGUGAAUCAGAAAGAAUACACGAAAGAAAAAGACGCGAGGCAGUCUGACUCGUUUACGAGAAAAUCCUGCGCCAAACUAGUACAAAGAAAAACAAAAUCGACAGUCAGCUAACUACACUGCCAAGCGUAGAAAACGACCAACAAUCGCUCAUCCGACGUAUAGUUAUUUUGUCAUCUGCAUUAGUACGUUAAUUAAAAUACCAAUCGUUGUUGUCGUCGUUUCUUGUUAUUGCGUUAACCUCGUUUUACUGCCGUUCUUGUUACCGUCCCGGGCACGUUCGCAGUUUCCAUCGUUGGCGCGACAACACUUUUAAACGCAGCCCGAUCCCCGUCCUAACAACGUUGACGUUUCCAGAGAAAGCGCGUUUGCGGUUCUGCUUUUUCGCCCAGAGGGAGAGCGAAAGAGCUUGGCGUCUCUCCAGGAAACGAGGCCGACGUUGCAACAGCCGCGAGCAUUGCUGCUCCUGUCGCUUGCCGCCGCCGUCUGGCUGACUGUUGUGUUGCGUUGCGCUUCGCGAAGGCGACUGACCGAAGGAACGACUGAGUGGCCGCGAUUCGCAAGCGCAGGAGUGCGUUUGUUUCUGGCCGGCUACUUGGCUGCACCCGUGCGCACGGAUUUUCUUCGGCGGCGCUUUGCCUCGAGGAGCGGACCUCCGUCGGGAAGGCGUAUCGCACAUUUCUCGACGGAGCAGCGUCGGGAGCCUUCGAGAGAGGAGGCAGUGGCGUCCGUGUGCGUUAACAUUGCGUGCACAAAGAGGUGCGCUCGCGUUCCUUUGCGCGCCGUUCGUGCAAUUCCUGCUAACCGAACGCGCUAGCGGCAUCUGAUCGCGCUGCGGGACACCGGCGUUGGUUGUUGCAUCGGCGGCCCUCCUCUCGCCCGCGCUCAUCUGUGCCGUUGGGCGUCGCGCUCUCUGGCUUUACGUAAAGCGCGGGGAUUCUCGACGUUUGCAUCCAUCCUGCCGAGCCCUCCGUCAACCUCUGUGUGUGCGUGCGUGUGCUGUGUUGACGUCACAACCGGUGUUACAUGGUGACUGCCGGCUGCGCGUCGUCGACUCGCCUGGCUGCGUGCGCUCCCGACGGCAUCAUCCGAUCGUCGCCCCGCGCCGAGCCUCUGGAUUUUAAAGGUCGUCGGGCGUCCCUGACCGCGGCGUCGGCUUGAUCUCCGGGACAUCCCCGCCGUCGCUCCAGGCUGCGUACGUCUAUCAAAGCUUUCCGCCAAGUGCUUUACAUCGACCCUGGCUUCUCACGGUCCAAUGAAAUCCACCUGCGUCUUGGGUUGAUGUUCAAAGUCAUCGCUGACUAUGAGUCUGCUCUCAAGCAUUUUCAGUUAGCACAGAGUGACUCGAGGCAGAGCACAUUUACAAAACCCGAAGUGCGCUUUCACAUUGCUCACGUUCUGGAAGUCCAGGGAAAAUACAAGCAGGCGAAGGAAGCUUAUGAGCAGCUCCUUGCUGUAAAGGACAUCAGUCGCACGGUGCGGGCUGAAACUUUAAGGCAGCUGGGUUGGAUGCACCACACUCUAGAGGUCCUGGGGGAAAAACCACAACGUCAAGCAUAUGCACUGCACUGCCUCCAGAAAUCCAUUGAGGCCGACCCGACAAGUGGCCAGUCAUUGUACUUUCUAGGACGCUGCUUUGCUAGUAUUGGCAAGGUGCACGAUGCUUUCAUCUCUUACCGCAACUCAGUGGACAAGGCAGAGGCCAACGCAGACACCUGGUGCUCCAUAGGAGUGCUCUACCAGCAGCAGAGCCAGCCGAUGGACGCCCUGCAGGCAUACAUUUGCGCUGUGCAGUUGGACAAGGCACACAGCCCCGCCUGGACCAACCUGGGUGUGUUGUACGAGAACUGCAGCCAACCACAGGAUGCUCUCAAGUGCUACCUCAACGCCAUGCACGGAAGUUCAUCGUCCUCCAGCAACCUGGCAGGCCGAGUCAAGUUCCUGCAGACGCAGCUGAGCGCUGCGCCUCCAGCAAGUGUGCAGAAGCCCCGGCAGCUGCCAUGCAUUGAGGAUGCCUGGAACAUUCCAAUCUCUCAGGAGAUGGCCUCCAGGCAAAACAAUCAGCAAAACCGAAGCCCAGCAGGCUCUGCCCCUCAGCAGCGCCCGGGCUACCCCCCAGACCAGGUGGAUGGGAACAGCACCAAGAAGCUCAAGGUUGCCUCGGGUUCGCCUCGGGCUAUGACUCCAGGGACUAGUGAUGUGGGGCCCGACCACAGGGCAGCUGUCCCUGCUGGCCCCCCACCGCCCUUCUACCUGAGCCAGCAGCAGCUGCAGGUGCUAGCCUACCUGCAGCAGAACCAGGAGACGCUGAACCCCCAGCAACGCAAUCUGCUGCAGCAGCUGCAGCAGCAGCACCGGCUCAUGCAGCAGCACAGGCAGCAGCUGCUCCUCCAGAGGCAGCAGGCACAGCAGCAAGCGCAGCAGCAGCAGCAACAGCAGCAAGUUGCGGGAGGUAACUUUGCUGCACCCCCUCGGCCCUAUGGGCCCUCGUACGCCAUGACUCCUGGCCAGAGGGCCAACGGCUAUGCACCCCCACAGCAGGGCAGUCAGGGCGCCCCUUCAGCUGCCUAUCGGCUCCCGCAACCGCAGGGCCGACCUCCACCUCCUGUGGCACCUCUGAGUGACCAGGACCUGCAGCUGCUCUUGUCACAGAGUAAAGACACUGCAUCGAGCCUGGCUGAAGACAUCCUGGCCCAUCUGGCUGGACCAGACCUUCUCGACACGCCCAGGCUUACAGAGGCUGGACUACCAAGUGCUCCAUCUGAUGACAGCACAGCAUCGAAGAGCGCACCUGAGGAGUCGAAGGACACUCUUAAGAGUGGUCUGGCGGAACGACUGCUACCAGGACAAACCAAGCCGGCCCUAUCUAUCGCCAUGUCGGCAGCGGAAGUGUUGGAAGGUUGUGCAGAUAUAGCACGCCAGGGAGGGGCCUUCCCACUGAGCCUGCUGUCGGAUGACCCCACGCCUCCACGACCACCGGAUCCCCCCUCGCCACCACCCACCAAGGAGCAACUGCUGCCUCAGACACCCAGUGUUUUCUUGGAGAACAAGAAGCAGGCCUUCUCGCCGCAGCUGCAAGAGUUCUGCGUGGCACACCCCAUUGCAGUGAUCCGGAACAUGGCCAACGUUCUUAAAUUGGAUCUUGGCCUUUUCUCUACGAAAACACUUGUAGAAGCCAAUCCGGACCAUACGAUAGAGGUUCGCACGCAGCUGAUGCAGUCGCCGGAUGAGAACUGGGACGCCGAGCGCCGGAGCAUGGUGUGGCGCUGUGAGAGUCAUCGGUCACACACAAGCAUAGCUCGCUAUGCUCAGUACCAGGCAUCCUCGUUCCAGGAAUCCCUCAAGGAGGAGCAAGAGAAGGCACAGGGUGUGCAGCGAGAGUCGGACAGCGACUCCAACUCGUCGCUGACUCGGACAUCAGCGGGUGGCAAGCGGUGGCGGCGCAGUGCCCACUUCAAGACCAUCAAGUUCGGCACCAACGUGGAUCUGUCCGACGAGCGCAAGUGGCGCCCCCAGCUGCAGGAGCUGACCAAGCUGCCAGCCUUCGCACGAGUUGUCUCUGCGGGCAACAUGCUCAGCCACGUGGGCCACACCAUUCUCGGCAUGAACACCGUGCAGCUCUACAUGAAGGUGCCGGGCAGUCGUACACCUGGCCACCAGGAGAACAACAACUUCUGCUCCGUCAACAUCAACAUUGGACCAGGAGAUUGCGAAUGGUUCGCUACGCCAGAAGAAUAUUGGGGUGUCAUUCAUGGUCUCUGUGAACGGAACAACAUCAACUACCUCCAUGGAUCAUGGUGGCCCCUGAUGGAGGACCUCAUGGCAGCACGCAUCCCAGUCUAUCGGUUUCUGCAGCGCCCGGGCGACUUGGUGUGGGUCAAUGCUGGCACCGUGCACUGGGUGCAGGCAGUGGGCUGGUGCAACAAUAUUGCCUGGAAUGUGGGCCCCCUAAACGGCACCCAGUUCAGGCUAGGCCUUGAGCGGUACGAGUGGAAUAAGCUGGAGGCCUACAAGUCUAUUGUGCCCAUGAUCCACCUCUCCUGGAACCUGGCACGAAAUCUCAAGGUCUCCGAGCCGCAGCUCUUCGAGCUGAUCAAGUACUGCCUCCUCCGGUCACUGAGGCAUUGUCAGGUAGUGAUCGAGUUUGUCAAGGGCCUCGGCAAGGAGAUCCGCUGGCACGGACGAGCCAAGAAUGAGAUUGCCCACUACUGCACCAACUGUGAGGUUGAGGUAUUCAACAUCCUUCUGGUGAGAGAGGUCGACAAGAAGCAUGUGGUUCACUGCCUCAGCUGCAGCCGUCGCAUCAACCCUCGCCUUGACGGAUUCGUCGUGCUUGAAGAGUACUCCAUAGAAGACCUCAUGGAUGUCUACGACAACUUCUCCCUGCAGCCUGCACAAACUCCUUCGAGCUCAUCAUGACAGUCAGCAGGGAGCCCAUGUACCAUACCUUGACUGCUGGAACAGUCACCCAGUCAGCCACUGCACUGGCCCGAGCAGCUGGCCUGAAGAGCGUACGCCCCCUCGUCAAGGUCCUGCCCGCACCUCUGAAGAAGCAGCAGCAGCAGCAGCAGCAGUCGUUCAUGCACAUGUACAUAGCAGACCUGGCAUCAAGGGGACAAGUGCUGCUGUUUGUUGCUCAUUGCACACUGCUGUGGACAUUGCGUUCUCUUCAUACUUAGUGUGCCCCUAGAAGUAAGGGUGGGUGUGGGGGGGGGGGG
Molecule: messenger RNA, 6414 nt
Organism: Dermacentor andersoni
Lineage: Eukaryota; Metazoa; Arthropoda; Arachnida; Ixodida; Ixodidae
Gene: Utx
Product: Utx histone demethylase
Biological process (GO): regulation of gene expression
Cellular component (GO): MLL3/4 complex
Molecular function (GO): RNA polymerase II cis-regulatory region sequence-specific DNA binding; histone H3K27me2/H3K27me3 demethylase activity; chromatin DNA binding
Source: RefSeq, a predicted model, not a curated record